This is a messenger RNA of Stegodyphus dumicola, 1043 nucleotides long. RefSeq lists its product as uncharacterized. Gene Ontology annotation, molecular function: protein-membrane adaptor activity. Gene Ontology annotation, cellular component: nuclear envelope; meiotic nuclear membrane microtubule tethering complex. The record is from RefSeq and is a predicted model, not a curated record. NCBI's taxonomy places the organism in Eukaryota, Metazoa, Arthropoda, Arachnida, Araneae, Eresidae.
UUUUUUUUACGUUUAAAUUUGACAUACUGCUUUCUCACCGAUAUUUUUAGACUAAUAAAGGUGUGUGGGAGUCAGCUUCAUAGGAGUGUCGACGGAUUUUUACGUUUGCCUUUUAUUUUAGUUUCAAACCUCUUACUAAACGCUAAAUGUUUACUUUAAAAUGAAAAAUCAGUGCUGCGUCGAAGACGCAAAUAUUUCUCCACAAUCGUCAUGCUCUAUGAUUUUGAGGAGCGCUUGUUCACACAAGCGAUCUAGUAACUCAUCAACAGUCAAGGAAGUGCGGUCUAGGAAAAGUAACUCUAGUCGGAGGAAUGUCAGUAAAGACAACAAAGAAGUGAUAUCCCCUGGAGCUGAUUCAUGUAAUUGUAGUACACAAAUUGACACAUUGCUUGAAUCAUCAUUAAAAGAACUUGCAUUGAAAUCAGCAAAGAAAACAUAUUCAAUUUUAAAAGAAAGCCUGUACAGUAGUUUUGAAUUGUCAGAAACCAAAAAUUGUAAAGUCUUUGAAACAAAUGUGCUGAAUUCAUUAUGUGCUAAAGAAUUUAAUUUUAAUCAGCUUUCUUCUAAUAAUUCAUUAUUGUCUAAUGAACAUCUUAUGAACUGUGAAGAAUGGAGCGAUUACUCAAGUGGUGUCGAAAGUGAUUUCAGUAAAAAUUCAAUAUAUGCUGCAUCAGAAAUGUCUCGAAAUAGGAGGUUUAAUCGAAGUGCAGUUACUUCAAGUAGAACAUUAUCAGAAUCGGAAACAGAGGAUGAAACUAUAUAUUUUAAUGGAAAAUCUAAAAACAAAGUUCAAGAUUCAAAUCAUUAUUCUAUGUCAAAACAGAUGACUUCUUCAGAAUUGCAUAAAAACAGUUAUAACCUUUCCAAGAAUGUUUCUUCUGCUUUUGGUGAGCAGCAAUUCUUCCAAAGAUCUUCCUGCAUGCUCGAGUCCCCACACAUAGAUGUUUCAUCUGUACAGUGUAAUUAGUUUUCAUUUUACCUCUAAAAUUUUUCAGUUAACCUUGAUUGACAUUACGAGUGUAUUGUUGAGGAAAGUAAGUGAG